Molecule: messenger RNA, 5408 nt
Organism: Melanotaenia boesemani (Boeseman's rainbowfish)
Lineage: Eukaryota; Metazoa; Chordata; Actinopteri; Atheriniformes; Melanotaeniidae
Gene: tjp3
Product: tight junction protein 3
Biological process (GO): establishment of endothelial intestinal barrier; protein localization to cell-cell junction; cell-cell adhesion
Cellular component (GO): plasma membrane; bicellular tight junction
Molecular function (GO): cell adhesion molecule binding
Source: RefSeq, a predicted model, not a curated record
UGUGGGAAAGUGGACCAAGACGCACACAUACCACUGGCACUGGGAGCAAGUGGACUUGUUUGACUUUAUGAACCCAUCACAAAGGAAAUAAUUCAGGACACAGAGUGUAAUUCUGGAGUAGCGGAUGCAUAACUUACCUGUUGGAAGCAGCAGAUGACAGUUUUUCACUUUUUUUAAGUGUAUUUUUUUGUUGCGUCUGUCUGUGACUUGUCUUGGGGAGACUCGUAUGAGCGUCCGGAUCAUUCACUGACCUGCACAGAAAGUGGAGAAUUUUGUGCAUGUGACUGUUUUGGUCAGGUGUUUUUAAAAGGAGAAGAAGAAGAGAUCGGCGCUGUUAUCAUGAAUCUGACGCAGCGAAUUAAACUGCUGAAACACUUUGGCUCUAUGCCCCCUGAGCCCCCACCACCACUGCUGGUGGUCCCUAAACCAGGCAUGGAGGAGUUAACAAUAUGGGAGCAACAUACAAUAACGCUAAAUAAAGAUCCCAAACUGGGUUUUGGUUUUGCCAUAUCAGGAGGCAGAGAUAAGCCUAACCCAGAUAACGGAGAUACGGCUGUGGUGGUGUCAGAUGUGCUGCCAAGUGGACCAGCCAUGGGACGGUUGUUCAAUAAAGACCAAAUUGUGAUGGUCAACGGUGUCUCUAUGGAUAAUGUCUACUCUAACUACACCAUUCAGACCCUCAAGUCUUGCGGGAAGACGGUGAACAUUACAGUGAAACGGCCUCGAAAAAUCCAGAUCCCAGCAACCACCAGACCGUCACGGGCAGCCUCCCACUCCAACCUGCUGGAUCAGGACCCUCCCAGGCGAACACGACGCUUCUCUGAUGGCAGCGACAACCGAGACUCGAACAGCCGUGCACGUGCUCGCAGCUCCUCCCCUGACCGUAAUGGGCAUGGAAACACGCUGCCGCUGAUGUCUGGAUACAAGAGGCUGCCGCAAAACAAAGCUGCAGACAGACCCAUCAAGACCACUUUAGUUAAAAAGAAAGUCACAGAUGAGUAUGGAUUGAAACUGGGCAGUCAGAUUUUUAUAAAGCACAUGACAGAAAGUGGCCUGGCUGCAAAAGAAGGCACACUGCAAGAAGGAGACCUGAUUCUCAAGAUAAAUGGUAUGACGACAGAGAAUCUAUCCCUGCUGGAAACCAAACACUUGGUGGAGAAGAGCAGGGGCAAACUGACCAUGACGGUCCUCAGGGAUGACCGGAAGUUCCUGGUCAGCAUCCCAGAGGUGGAGGACAGUGCCCCCAACAGUGAGGAGGACCAUCGCAGAGACAGCAGCUCGGAGCUAGAGGAAAUUUCAGAUAUUGACGAAGACCUUACCUCUCGCAGAACAUCACGUCAACCCACCAGAGAGAAACGGACGCGCAGAAGAGCUGAAGCGCCACCACGAGCUAAGUCUCAGGACUCCUCACCUGUGCGCUCCACACUGAGCCGGCCUCCUGUCAGAACCUACCCGCCUCGCAGAGCUCCAUCAGACUCCGAGUCGGACCGCAGUGCAUCUCCUCCUCCUGCCAGAAGAGAAAGUCCAGAAAUGAGGGACCCGUCCAGCAAAUACAAACCUCUGUCAGGAAUGUCCACACUCCCCAACCCACGGUCCUCUCCUUUACACCCCACCUGGACGGCGUCUCGCCCCACCUCCUCUGCCUCACGGCCCCGCAGGCCGGUUUCAGAGUCUGACUCUGAUCGCAGUGCCUCCCCACCUCCACGCAGAGAGAGCCCCCGCCUUGAUGGCAGAUACAAAGUUCUUCCUGAUCUUCCUCAAGCAAGUCUGAAAUCUGCCCCCAUCCCCGUUCGCCAGGAGCCACCGAGGAGGGUCAACUCUCCUGUUAGAGCCCCACCUCCAGAUUCUGAUUCUGAUUCGGAAAGCUUCGCGGGGCCUCCUCAGAGGCAGAGCACCACGUACAGUCAGGACUCCUACAGCAGAUACAGAGUCCUGCCAGAUGUUUCCCUGCAGGCAGACUCACCACAAAGGGGGACAGCUGUCAGCCUGUCACAGAAAGCUCCCUCAGACUCUGAAUCAGAGGCCAGUUACACAGUCCCGCGCAGGAGCUCCACAGACAGCGGAAACUCCAACACAGCCAACGACAGACACAGACUACCGCAAAAGAAAUCUCCUUCAGUCGCUGUGAAGCAAGAACCUUCACGCCGGGCUCCGUCACCCAUCAAACCACCUCCCGAUGAUUCCUCAGAGUCUGAUCAGCUUUCACAUCUCAGGAGGUCUGGCAGCUCGGAGCGAGAGCAGAGCCACCGCAGUAUUCCUCGUGCUGCGAAUGGAGGCGGCACACUCCGGUCUGGAAUUUCACUAAAUAGCAACCCACCACUCUACUCCAAGCCAGCAGAAGAACCCAUCUACUCUCUACCUCCAGAUUCUUAUCCAUCAUCUAAUCCAGGGUAUAGCUCAGAUUUGCAAUCAGUGACUUUUGUAAAAGAGCGCAGUGUGGGCCUGAGACUUGUGGGAGGCAAUGAUGUCGGUAUCUUUGUAGGCGGAGUUCAGCCAAACAGCCCAGCAUACGAACAGGGAAUAAAAGAAGGAGACCAGAUCAUGAAGGUAAAUAAAGUUGAUUUUGGUCAUUUCACCCGAGAAGAAGCUGCCAACUUCCUCCUCAAAAUCCAAACAGGAGAAAAGGUGGAAAUCUGCACACAGACCAAAAUGGACCUUUAUAAGAAGAUCAUGAAGUCCAACCUGGGAGACAACUUCUACAUCCGAACCCACUUUGACCACGAGUCAACCCCCCCCAUCGGUCUGAGCUUCACCAGAGGAGAGGUGUUCAGGGUCAUGGACACGAUGCACCGUGGGAAGAUGGGCAAAUGGCUGGCUGUGCGCAUGGGGAAUGAUCUGCAUGAGAUGGAAAAAGGCACCAUCCCCAACCAGGAUGCGGCGGAGAAGCUGGCCAGCAUUGAGCGGACACAGCGGGCCACUGGAGAGAGGCCGGUCUCAGGGCCGAGAGCAGAGUUCUGGAAACUACGAGGGCUCAGAGGAAAUAAAAAGAAUGAGAAGAACACCAGACGGACCCGUGAGGACCUGCUGCAGCUCACCAUUCAGGGCAACUUUCCAGCCUAUGAACGAGUCCUGCUCAGGGAAGCUAAUUUCAAACGGCCCAUUGUUAUCCUGGGUCCUCUGAAUGAUAUCGCCAUGGAAAAGCUGGUCAAAGAGAUGCCUGAUGAAUACGAGAUGGCAGAGAUGGUUCCUCGCAGUGGAGGAGAGAGCAGCUCCACAGUCAUUAAACUGGAAACUGUGAAGAAAAUAGCAGAGAAGGACAAGCACCCUCUGCUGGACAUCACUCCCACUGCAGUGGAGAGGCUGAACUACAUCCAGUACCAUCCCAUGGUGCUGUUCCUCGACCCUCACAGCCGCAAAGAUGUAAAGAUAAUGAGGCAGAGGUACAGCCCCAACUCCAGCAAGAGCUCCAGGCGCCUUUACUCACAGGCGGUUAAGAUGAGGAAACACUGCAGCCACCUUUUCUCUGCUCAUGUUGACCUACAGCCCAGUUCAAACAGCUGGUAUGAUAAUCUGAAGAAUACGAUUCGCCACCAGCAGUCCAAACCUGUCUGGGUGUCUGAAGUCACGUUGGAAAGUGGGGGAGAACCGGAUUUAGAUGCUCUGGACCAAACCCAGACUGACUACCUCAGCGCUGCUAGUGAUAUGGAGGACACUGACGGAGAGGCCUUCACAGAUGGAGAGGCCUACACCGACAACGAUGAUGUGGAAGAGGCUUACCCCGGUCAGAUUGCAGCCAGAGUCCCUCGAGGGACCGGAGCUGCUUUAGCCCGAUCAUCUGAACCGGCUGCUAGCCACCACAGCCCAGCAACAGAACCAGAUCCAAGCUUUGACCCAUACUCUCUUAAAGAAAUCCCUCCAUUGAUGUACGUACCCGAACCCAGGUCAUCCCGCCGGGAAAGUUACAGCCCGCCUCCCAGUGCUGAGGAGGAGGAAGAUCUCAAUCAUCGCAGUUUUACAGACUCAGACUUCAGCGCUCUUGAUGCCGUUGGGCCCACCACUCCGUCAGAUGGGCCACCAGAUUUUGUAGCCCCCAACCCGACUCGAUACUUGGUGAAUGAGCCUUCAUACGCUGAGGAGCAACGAGAGAGCUCCCAACACGCCAGCCUGUCAACCAUCGAAGAAAAGUUACAACAGACUCGCCAGGCAGAGCCGCAGGCAGAGCCUGAGGGAAAGAAAGGUCCUUCGUUCCUCGUCCUGGCACAUCACGAAGCAGUCCAGUUCAGACGCACCCGGAUCCAAGGCAGCGACAGCUCUGAGCAGGAAGAAGAGGAUGAGGACAUGGAAUGGGGUCCUGCAACUGAACUCUAGACAACGUGAUGACUAAAGCUGCUGACUACUGAUCCGACAUGGACACCAUAACAGUUUCACUCCUUCAACACGUUAUUUUUCUUUGAUUAUUGUUCUUUUUCAUUUAUAUAAAGAGAACCUUGUUAUCCAAGUGUAGAAUAGUGGAAAAUUCAAGAUUACUGCAACCACUAAUUUAACAUCAGAUAAAAGGUUCUCAGAUAAAAGUUACAAAGUGCCUUUUUGUUUUGUUUUUAAAACUUUUAAUGUGAAGCACAAUUUGUCCAUUGCUAUCACUGUUGUAAUAUAGAAGUCUUAGAUGUAAUAGAAAUCAUCUUUAACAAGUCUUUUUUAUGGAAACACCAAGUCAUUUAUUAAUUAUAUAGAUGCUUUCUUUUCUUCUCUUUUUUUUUUUAGUUUUUCUACAUUAAACAGUUUCAUGAUUUCAAAAUAAGUUUGUUCUUUGAAGCAAAUGAUAAAGCUUAGAGACAUCUGAUACGUCAGUUAUAGUUUUUAAACUACUACCACACUUUAUUUGUGGGAAAUUAUAUCUGUGCUUGAUCAUCAGGCCAAAGACUCACAAGUUUAUGGACAUAAAGUGCAUUUAUACACCUAAAUACACCUAAAAAGAAAGAAAUUCUCUGAAACCUGAGGCCUCACCACCUGCAAAUCAAAUGUCUAUUUCAGACAGAUGGUUCUUGUUCCUAAACAUGUAGCCCACCUAUAAAUUAUGACUCCCUCUUCCUCAGGUGGUACCCCAAGUGUAGAGAAUCAACUACUUUAACAAGUAUUCAGUGUAAAGUGACCUUUACCUUGGUAAAUUUCAUACACCAAAGUGCACCUGAACGCAGCAUGUAAUAAUGAACUAUGUUCUAUAUCAACACUACCAGGUUACACAGCACUUAUAUAGUAUAAAUUUUCCAUCUUCCUUACAAGGGCUAAUAUCUGUGUCAAAACUGCUCAUAUUUUAUGAAGAUGAUGCAAAGGUCAUAAAACCACCAGAUGUGACAACUAUGUAAAGUUAAACAGCUAAAGAUGUUGAAGAAAGACUGACAAAACUCGUGACUGGAAUUAAAGCAAGUUUUUAACAGUAUCUGUGAACUUCAAGUCAUUGCACAACAUUG